This is a messenger RNA of Thunnus maccoyii (southern bluefin tuna), 4501 nucleotides long. It is a transcript of the gene pask, whose product is annotated as PAS domain containing serine/threonine kinase. NCBI's taxonomy places the organism in Eukaryota, Metazoa, Chordata, Actinopteri, Scombriformes, Scombridae. Gene Ontology annotation, cellular component: nucleus; cytoplasm; cytosol. The record is from RefSeq and is a predicted model, not a curated record. The transcript has 21 exons. Gene Ontology annotation, biological process: protein phosphorylation; intracellular signal transduction; negative regulation of glycogen biosynthetic process. Gene Ontology annotation, molecular function: protein serine/threonine kinase activity; ATP binding. Bases 363 to 4136 code for a protein of 1257 amino acids.
GACUUCCUCAAACCACCUGCUCGGCUGACUCUCGAAGCCCGCCGUUUACAAAAAACUGCUAAACGAUUAAGUGAAAUAAAAGCAAUAAAGUCUUCUUUCAAGCAACACUAAACUUGCUUAUGGCGUCGAGGUUGUGCUAACGUCAACGGAAUAAAGUCGUUCAAAAUUGCGACGACAAGCCUGCUAUUUCAGAACCAAACAGCACGGCAGUUUGUUGUUUGUAGCAGAUAGCUAGCCAGCUAGCUAGCCGGAUAACGCAGGGGAGGUAACGUUACCUUGUCAACUGUCGUCAACUAACCGCUGUGGCCAUUAUCUGUCCUAGCAGCUUCUUUGUUUCGACUUGAGCUGGAUAACCUAAAGCAAUGUCGCUGUCGACUGAGGCUCGUUUUGGAGCAAGCGUCAGAGGUAAAGGAGCAACUAUUUGUGUGGUACCCGAUCUCUCCUCUGAUCUCCUGGAGGAUGACUUCGACCUGAAUAAGUCCUACCCAAGUGCUCAAAGACCACUGCACAAGAAGAGCCUUUUGGCAUUGCAACGUCGUUAUUAUCCUGGUUCCUUGACAAGUGAACAUUUGGAUGUUUGCAAUUCUGUCGCAACCAGAAACCACCAAAUCUCCAGCUUGCAUCCUUGCUCUCACAUUUCUGUUGACACCCUGCCACACCCAUCCACAAUGUCAGAGACAGAGGAAAGCCUGUUCAGUCAGCUUGUCUCUGGAGAUUUUGGGCUGUCGGUAUCUCCAUCUGUCCUCAACCCAAACAAAGUCAUUCUUACCGUAGAGCACAAAAGCAGAGAGAUUUUGUCAGCCAAUGAACAGGCCUGCAAACUGUUUGAGUGCACCGCUAAUGAGUUGAGAGGAAAAAAGCUGUCAUGUGUCUUGAAGAAAACCACUCAGGUCUUGGAAGAGGCAUUGGAUGAAGACUUUCUAUUAGUGGAUGGAACUCUUGCAGCUGUGUCUGGAAAAGUGGUGGAUGUUGUGACAUUGUCUGGAGAGGCACCAGUGUCAGUGUGUACCCACAGACUGUCACAAAAAGGAGAACACUGGCUUGUCAUGAUUGAGAAUGUGGAAAGGCUUUCAGCUUUUGUGUCCUUCUCACAAGAUGGCAGUAUCCUAACCUGUGACUUGGCAUUUGCUCAUCUCCAUGGAUACCACCAUCCCGAGGAAUUAAAAGGGGUGUCUGUUAAGGAGCUAAUCCCCUCUUUACAAAUCCCCCUCCACAGUCAUGCAUUGCCCAAAAUGCUGAGGGUUCAGAGAGUGUGCGGUAAAAGCAGAGGGGAUGCAUCAGUCCCGCUGUGUAUUAAACUUCAGGGGUCAGUACUGUGUGGAAGACCCCAACAGCACAACAAUGAGUCUGGACACACCUGCUCAACAGAGAGUCUCAAAAGAACAGAUGAACAGGACAAGCAGCCAUGCUCUCCUCUCACCUCCCCUGUUUGCAAGACACACUGUGAGCAACCUGCUGGAAUAGAGGCAUCCUCUGACAUCAAGAUGGGCAGUAGCGUCCUCUCCCCCAGCCCUGCACUGGAGUACUCUGGAACAGUUUGGGUUUUUGCCCCUUUGGGUGGUCUCCUCCUGCUCCGACCUGAUGGUUCAAUCUACAGCAUCCACAACCAAAUGGCUCUCAGGCUGUUUGGCUACUGCAAGGACGAGCUGCUGGGAAAGAGUGUCACUUUCCUGAUGCCUGGUUUCUAUGGAUGGAUGUCUGACUCAGACAGAAAGACCAGACCCUUCCCUGAUUCUCAAGUAAAGGCUGGUAAAAGCACAGCUUCAUCCAAAAUAUCAGGGAAAUCAGACCCUUCCUCACUGGUAGCUGGAGAUAUGGUCAUGGUGCACCAGGCCGUCCUGGGAAGAACCCCAACAGGGAGAGGCAGGAUCUUUACCGGAACAAGCACCAGGCUGGAGAAACAAGGCAGUGCUCUGUCUACUCUUUCUCCUCCCGCUGUCACCUCCACACGUGUGGUUGUGGCUGAUGACACUACGGAGCUGAUGGAGGAAGCAGCCCAGGUAGCUCCCUGCAGCAGCCACUUGGACAGUGCAGAUAACACCCAGGCUCUCCUUAAGACAUUUGCCUGGGUGGAACCUCCAGGCGAAGACACCUGCUGCCUGGCUCCCACUGAACUACCACACCAUAUCCAGGAACAGCAGCUUGGCAGUGAGGUUGAGAAAAAUAAUCAUCCGGUUAUUGAGGUUAUCUCAGACACUCCCACUCAGAACGGACAUGCUGUCGUCAGGGUGGGUGGCACCUCCCCAGAUGUAGGCAAAGACCACCGCUCAUGUGCCUCUAUCCUCCAAGAUUCCAGCUUUGAGGUCAUCUCAAUGGAGAGCAGGUCUUCCUCUGGAUUCUGUGAAAAGUUUGCCGGCCACGGUGGUUCUGGUCCAUGCCAGGCAGAGGACUCUCAUUCAGCACAUGUAGUCAACUCAGCCAGCUGUUUCCUGGACCUCAACAGCAAUGGUGAUCUAGUGACCCGAGCCCUGGCCGACCUAGAUCUGAGUGGUAGUAUAGAGCUCCUCAGUGGCAGAGGGUACAGUGACGAUAACCAACACUCCAUGACAUCCUGUGAUACAGCCGAGCUCCUGCGUACACCAUCCCCAUGCGUGGUAGGGUCUGACCAGGAAACAGAGCCUGUCGAGACCGGCGACGCUGAUGUAGAGGCCAGAAACGGCUCAACUGAAGAGCAUCUGGAAAAGGACCAAGAUAAGCCGGAUCAGUGGACAGCUCUCUCUUCAAUUCAUAGAGGAAAGAGCCAGGAAUUCUGUAUGCAAAUUAACGGUGCGAUUCAGUCACUGACAGACAUUCCUGCUACGUCUACUCCGAAGAAACAGAAGGUAAAUGGACACGACCUGUCCUCAGAUUCUACACAGAUACUGGAGGGGCAAUACGAAGGAAGUGGGUACCACAGAGAUGGCACGAGAGUAGAUGUGCAGUGUGAUGUGUGCAGGACUAGCCUUCCUGAUGGAAGCUCUAUGUUCUGUGUGUGGAUAAGCAGGCCUGGUCAGCAGGGGACACUGUUGCAAACAGAUGCAUCACUGCCCAACGAAUCAGGAGCCAGUCUAGGAGAGAGGAUUGGAGAGGCCAGCCAUGGGGAGGCAUUGCGCUCCACCAUGGACUUGGAUCACUCUCGAGCCUGUGAUGGGCAGUUUGAAGAAGAGUACCAGCCACUUAAAGCUGUUGGUAAAGGAGCCUUUGGUUUUGUCUGGAAGGCAGUAAGGCGCUGUGAUGGACAAGAAGUGGUAGUGAAGUUUAUUAGCAAGUCCAGGAUAGUGAGUGACUGCUGGGUAGAUGACCCCAUGUUGGGAAGAGUCAGCCAGGAGAUUGCCAUACUGACACGAGUGCAGCACCACAACAUUGUCAAGGUGCUGGAGGUGUUUGAGAAUGGUUAUUACUUCCAGAUGGUGAUGGAGAGACAUGGAGAUGGUUUGGACCUUUUUGAAUUCAUAGACAUGCAGCCAAGGCUGGAUGAGCCGCUGGCCAGCUACAUCUUUAGACAGCUGGUAGCAGCUGUCUUCUAUCUGAGGACUAAAAACAUCCUUCACAGGGACAUAAAAGAUGAGAACAUCAUCAUUGACAAGUGUUUCCACAUCCGGCUGAUAGACUUUGGCUCUGCCGCCAUGAUGGCUCCAGGGAAGCUCUUUUACAAUUUCUGUGGCACUCUUGAGUACUGCUCCCCGGAAGUGCUUCAAGGAAAUCCCUAUGAGGGUCCAGAGCUGGAGAUGUGGUCUCUGGGGGUUUUGCUCUACACUCUGCUAUUCAGUGAGAACCCCUUCUGUGGUGUGGAGGAGAUCCUGCAUGCCAAACUCAAGCCCCCGUUCCCCCUCUCUCCAGAGCUGAAUGGUGUGCUAUGUGGGCUGCUGCACCCUGAUCCCACCCAAAGGAUGACGCUGGACCAGCUGCUGCUGCAGUCCUGGAUCAGCCAGCAGAUUUCCCUGACAGAGUACACUUGGAAAGAGGUGGUCCCUGCAACUCAGAGCUAUUGCUCUCCACAGCAAGAGUCCAGUCCAAAAGUGUACGUCGGGCAAGGCUUGUUCCCAGAUCAGGGUGAUGAGACUCUUCCUGAUGAUGAUGAUGAGGAAGACGAGGAUGAGAGGUUGUCAAUGGUGGCCCUGGAAACAGAGCUCCAGAAGUACCUCCGUGAUGAUUAAAGACUGAAUGGAAACUAAGAGGAGCCCAACCGUCUUUCCAAUUUUUAGUCUGCAGCAUUUCUAAGAGGACACAAAGUGCAAAAUAAGAAAAGGGAAGCUUGUUUUAGUCCAUGGCAAUAACUAAACACUAGUUUGUCUAGUCUAAGUCUUCUGGAGACAACUAGAUUUCUGCUUUUAUGAAGUGUAAGGUGCCUUGCUACAAUGUAUAAUGAAUAUAUUUGCCAAGCUGUUGGGUUGGUCAAAUGUGCUGGUUGACACAUUUGUGAUUGCAACAAAGGAAGUCAAAACCUCAUAAUGUAGCAGCAGUUUUUUGCUUUUUUAUUUAAUCUAUUGUAUUUAUUCUUUGAAGUUUGCGAGAUCUGAAA